Messenger RNA from Hypomesus transpacificus, 2316 nucleotides. Its product is annotated as proto-oncogene tyrosine-protein kinase Src-like. The record is from RefSeq and is a predicted model, not a curated record. Gene Ontology annotation, biological process: innate immune response; protein phosphorylation; progesterone receptor signaling pathway. Gene Ontology annotation, molecular function: ATP binding; growth factor receptor binding; non-membrane spanning protein tyrosine kinase activity. Lineage: Eukaryota; Metazoa; Chordata; Actinopteri; Osmeriformes; Osmeridae. Gene Ontology annotation, cellular component: extrinsic component of cytoplasmic side of plasma membrane. Bases 609 to 2237 code for a protein of 542 amino acids. The transcript is spliced from 13 exons.
UCUGGUUGCGCAAAAAGCGUAAUCCAGUCUCCCUAUCAUAUCUGCUUUCCCGUUUCGUCAGUGAUGCAUAGGGUUCUUGCCUUUUCCCUACAUGGCAUGUUUUCACUCUAUCGCCCGUAUGUGACACGCUGACUAAUAUCAUUGCUUAAAUUCACCGUGGCGUAUAUCUUCAAGAUUUCUUAUAUUUUAGGCUAAUGGUCGCACCGUAACCUUACGGAUAAGAAACCCAUUUUGUGGGCAAUUCGCAAUCUGGAGAACCGCACACAGAGUAGAUGAGUGCCCUCUGCUCCUUCAAGGCGAUUCACGUCAUGACCUCUCUACACCACGCUUCCUAAAUUUUCUAAAUGGGAUUUGCCUUGCGGAUUCUGGAUUCCUUCAAGCAGUUCGAUAUCGGUUGUUAAUCCGUUAGCUAAUGAGGACAGCUGCAAGGAUUUGAUACGGACGGGUCUCUCCACAACGCGUCCGUGAUUUGGAGCAAACCGCGAGACCCUUCAAAGGAACUACUACUCUGCGAUGUUCUGAAACGGGAGUGAAUUCAACCGCUUGGGGCCACGCUCAUCCUCUUCCAGUCCUCCACCUCUUCUCGUCUCAUCUUGGUCGGCCUGCGGAUGGGGGCGGGCAAGAGCAAGCCCAAGGAGCCGGGCCAGCGCUCCAUGAGUCUGGACGGCACCAUCGGCACAGGCUCCGACAGCGGCCACUUCCACCACUUCAACCCCGCCCAGCAGACCCAGACCCCCAACAGGAGCCCUGCCGUGGGGGGAGGCAGGCGAGGGCCCCAGCACCAGCACGCCCCCACCAACACCCCCGUGCUGGCUCUGUUUGGAGGGGUGGACCACAUGGGCGGCAUCACAUCCCCCCACAGAGGGCCUCUGGCGGGAGGUGUCACUACGUUUGUGGCUCUCUACGACUAUGAGUCACGAACAGCCUCUGAUCUGACCUUCCAGAAAGGCGAGCGGCUGCAGAUCGUCAACAACACGGAAGGGGACUGGUGGCUCGCUCGCUCUCUUACCACAGGAGAGAGUGGUUACAUCCCCAGCAACUAUGUGGCUCCGUCUGACUCCAUCCAGGCAGAAGAGUGGUACUUUGGGAAGAUAACGAGGCGGGACUCCGAGAGACUGCUGCUGAGUGUGCAGAACAGACGAGGAACCUUCCUGGUCCGGGAGAGCGAGACCACUAAAGGGGCCUACUGUCUGUCUGUGCUGGACUAUGACAACACUAAAGGCCUGAAUGUCAAACACUACAAAAUCCGCAAGCUGGACAGUGGGGGCUUCUACAUCACCUCCAGGACCCAGUUCAGUAGCUUACAGCAGCUGGUCUUUCACUACCGCAAGCACUCGGACGGCCUGUGCCACGCCCUGACGGAGGUGUGCCCUGUGUCGAAGCCCCAGACCCAGGGCCUGGCCCGGGACGCCUGGGAGAUCCCCCGGGAGUCCCUCCGCCUGGACCUCAAGCUGGGCCAGGGCUGCUUUGGAGAGGUCUGGAUGGGCACGUGGAACGGCGUGACGCAGGUGGCCAUCAAGACCCUGAAGCCUGGGACCAUGUCCCCCGAGGCCUUCCUGCAGGAGGCCCAGGUCAUGAAGAAGCUGCGGCACGAGAAGCUGGUGCAGCUGUACGCCGUGGUGUCGGAGGAGCCCAUCUACAUCGUCACCGAGUACAUGAGCCAAGGCAGCCUGCUGGACUUCCUGAAGGGCGAUGCAGGGAAGAUGCUGCGUCUGCCCCAGCUGGUGGACAUGGCCUCUCAGAUAGCUGCAGGGAUGGCCUACGUAGAGAGGAUGAACUACGUCCACAGAGACCUGCGUGCUGCCAACAUCCUGGUGGGGGACAGCCUGGCGUGUAAGGUGGCUGACUUUGGCCUGGCGCGUCUCAUAGAGGACAACGAGUACACCGCUCGGCAGGGAGCAAAGUUUCCCAUCAAGUGGACGGCUCCAGAGGCGGCUCUGUACGGACGCUUCACCAUCAAGUCAGACGUGUGGUCGUUCGGCGUGCUCCUCACAGAGCUGGCCACCAAGGGCAGAGUGCCUUACCCAGGCAUGGUGAACCGAGAGGUGCUGGACCAGGUGGAGCGAGGCUACAGGAUGCCCUGCCCGGCUGAGUGCCCUGGCUCCAUGCACGACCUGAUGCUGUCCUGCUGGAGGAAGGACGCCGAGGAGAGACCCACCUUCGAAUACCUCCAGGGCUUCCUGGAAGACUACUUCACCUCCACGGAGCCUCAGUACCAGCCCGGGGAGAACCUAUAGACACCACGAAACGCUAAGAGCCCACAGAACACUUAGAAGCUACAGAACACUUAGAAGAAUCACACAGAACACUUAGAAA